This is a messenger RNA of Rotaria sp. Silwood1, 1575 nucleotides long. NCBI's taxonomy places the organism in Eukaryota, Metazoa, Rotifera, Eurotatoria, Philodinida, Philodinidae. The record is from the annotation of a GenBank genome assembly.
AUGUUCAAUCGAUUCUGUUUUUAUAUAUUACCUCAAAUUCAACACAAUAUCCAAUGUCUUACUCUUGAUCCUUGGUCAAUAACUAGUGUUCUUUUUAUUGGAAAUUAUCCUAAACUUCAUAAACUGACUCUUAUUAAUUUCAAAGUUGAAAUGGCUAAUAGUAUUUUUUGUACCAAUUCAUCAUUUGUUUCCAUAUUUCAACAUCAGAUUUCAAAUCUUGUUAUAAUGAUUAAUGGUACUAGUGGAUAUCAAUAUAGAUGGUGUCUAUGCUCAUCUAUGUUUGUCCAAAUUUCUAUGAAGUUUACAAAUCUAACUCAUUUCCAGUUUGAUUUAAUAAACAAUUGUAUAUAUGCACUAGAACUUGCUGGUUUACCGUCUCAAUGUUAUUCAUCAAGUAUUGUUCAUUUAAAUCUUAAGGUGAAGAUGUUUGAUGAUUGUCUUUGGUUACUCAAUGGCCAUCUUAGUCAAUUACAUACAUUAGUUGUUCAUGUUGAACAUAUUCAUAAUACAUCAAAGAUUAUCAACAAUACGAAAACUGUGUCGAAUCUGAAAUGUUUUUCGUUGACAUCAUUUUCUAUAACAUUGGAAUAUGAUAAUCAAAUUAUUCCACUCCUUCAUCACAUGUCACAAUUAGAAAAAUUAACAUUAUCUCUUUAUGUUCAUGGUCGAACUUCAUUUAUUGAUGGUACUCAUCUGAAUAAUGAUAUCAUUAGUAAAAUGCCCUAUCUACAUAGAUUUAAUUUUGAUAUUGUCACCGAAAUUGUCAUAAUCAAAAAUGAAUAUUUGCCAACAUCUGAUGAUGUUCGAUGUCCACUUAUCGAAAAAGGAUAUAAUGUUGAUUGCUAUAUUGACUAUCUUGGAACUGAAAGAGGUCGAUGUCAUAUUUACUCGUUUUCCUCUACUAUGGAACGUAUGCAUGUAAUUACUAACAAAUUUCCUGACGGUAUAUUUAUGAAUGUUCGUAUGGUAUAUGUGAGUGAUUCGAUGCAUUCAAUUGAAUAUGAUUUCUUCGUUCGAAUUUCACAAGCAUUUCCAUUACUUAAAGAUUUAACUGUGUUAAGUACUGUUAAGCAACAGAAAUCGACAAAUGAACUAGAUGAACAUGAACAAACGUUUUCAAUUAUUGAAUAUUCUCAUCUGAUGACACUCGAUCUAAUUUCGUCUCAUAUCGACUAUGCGAAACAAUUUCUUCUUAAGACAAGUUUACCGCGUCUUAGUGCACUAGGUAUUGACUAUGAACACUUCGUAAACGUAACAGAAAAUUUUACAAGUAAUACAGCUCGUGCUAACUGUGCAAAUUUAAAAAACAUUAUUUUCCGUAACAAGCCAAGAGUCCUUACAGAAAAAUUUUUUACUUAUUUUCCUCUUGUUUUAAAUAUACAUCGAGUCGAGAACUGUUGAUAUUGUAUCCAGUGUUAUUUUCUGUUUAUUUUCUCUUGUAAAUAAAUUAGAUGAUAAUUGUAUACACACUGAAUGACGUAAAUGAAUUACAAAAUAAUUCAAAAACACUGAAUUACAAAAUAAUUCACUUUCUAUUAGUUUCUACCAGGGUCUACCAGGGUCUACCAGGGUCUA